This is a messenger RNA of Haliotis rufescens (red abalone), 833 nucleotides long. Its product is annotated as exosome complex component RRP41-like. The coding region runs from base 29 to 772 and encodes 247 amino acids. Gene Ontology annotation, cellular component: cytoplasmic exosome (RNase complex); nucleolus; nuclear exosome (RNase complex). The record is from RefSeq and is a predicted model, not a curated record. The transcript has 3 exons. NCBI's taxonomy places the organism in Eukaryota, Metazoa, Mollusca, Gastropoda, Lepetellida, Haliotidae. Gene Ontology annotation, biological process: poly(A)-dependent snoRNA 3'-end processing; rRNA catabolic process; U4 snRNA 3'-end processing.
GUAAGUGCUAGCACAUGUUCAUAACAACAUGGCGGGCUUAGAACUUCUGUCUGAUCAGGGCUUUCGAAUUGAUGGGCGUAGACCGCAUGAGUUACGAAAGAUCCAAUGUCGGCUAGGGGUUUUCAAGCAAGCAGAUGGUUCAGCGUAUAUUGAGCAGGGAAAUACGAAGGUUUUAGCAACAGUAUACGGCCCACACGAGAUUAGAGGCAGUAGAGGAAGAGCCUUACAUGACAAGGUUCUGGUGAACUGUCAGUACAGCAUGGCCACCUUCAGCACCGGGGAGAGGAAGACACGCCCCCGUGGUGACCGCAAGUCCCAGGAGAUGACCAUGCACCUCCGACAGACCUUUGAUGCAGCUAUUAUGACCAGCCUCUAUCCUCGAUCACAGAUUGAUAUUUUCGUGGAGGUUCUUCAGUCCGACGGCGGCAACUACUGCGCUAGUGUGAAUGCCUCAACGCUAGCGCUCAUAGAUGCCGGCAUUCCCAUGAAGGACUAUGUGUGUGCAUGCUCGGCAGGCUUUGUGAACGAUUCCCCGCUAGUCGACAUCAGCUACCUGGAGGAGUCAUCGGGUGGGCCAGAGCUGAUUGUCGCCACCUUGCCUCAAUCAGAGCAGAUUGUGUUUCUAGAGAUGAACUCCCGGCUUCACGAGGACAACCUCAACAAGGUCCUUGACCAGGCCAUGAAGGGUUGUAAGGACAUCUAUCAGGUGCUCAACACUGCUGUCCGAGAACACGUCAGUAGCACGGUCACAUCACUCGGCUGGGAGACUUGACAAUGGCACUUUAUUGUACAUGUUUGUCAUAUUUUUGUAAAUAAUUAGUAUCUGACUCAAA